GAAUUAAGCUCCUCGCUUCACCGAGGAUGUGCCGGCGCGAGGCUCCUCUUCUCAAGGUUUCUUUUAACUUUGUCGACGACCCUCCUCGCCGUCCUCACCUCACCACCCACCACUAGAGACUGUGAGACCGACCCAGUAUGGAUUCCGACAGGAGGGAUAACCCGGCCAUGAUCCGGAUGUGGCGCAUCUACCGCACCGCGAAAGAAAUGUGCAUGGAUAGAGGCUACCAGAUGCUGGAAGAAGACAUCAACAUCUCACUGGCCGAGUUUGUCGACCGCUUUGGAAAGGAGGGAGACCACGAACCCGACCGUUCUCGCAUGGGCUUCAGCGCGAAACCCAGCGAAGCCAUGCUGAUCAAAUACACCGACCCGCCCACCCCCAAGGUUCCCAACCCUCAGCCCCAGAUCGGCGAGAUCUGGAUCGACUUCAGCGGCGACGAGAACGUCGGCCUCAAGCAGUUGCGCGACUUCAUGCAGCACCUUGUUUCCACUAGCUACUACUCCGGCAUUCUCAUCACCCCGAAGCCCAUCACCGGCAUGGCCCUGCGUCUGUUGCGCGGCAGCACCCAGUUCGAGGACGGCCCACGCGGCGGCGUCGAGACGUUCGAGGAGCAGCACUUGCUGGUGAACAUCACAAAACACGAGCUUGUGCCCAAGCACGUGCUUCUGAGCAAAGAGGAAAAGGCGCAGCUACUAGAGCGCUACCGGUUGAAGGAGACGCAGCUACCUAGGAUUCAGGUCACCGAUCCGGUGGCCAAGUAUUUGGGGCUGAGGAGAGGGCAGGUGGUCAAGAUUAUUCGGAGGAGUGAGACGGCAGGCAGGUAUGCCAGUUACCGGUGGGCAAUAUGAAAAGGCACGAUCGUGCAGCGAGGCGUUUGGCAGCAUUGAAUCCUACUUUGGCUAGGGCUGGAGUUUAGGUGACUGGGAAUGAUAUUAGCUUGUAUCAAAAGAAAGUGAGUGGGGUCCUGCAACCUGGUUUCUUGGUAGGCGCUGGAUUGCGAGGAAAUGCUUAUCAGUAGGCUGGACAGAAGAAAAAUUUAUAUGAAGCUUUGAUCGUUAGGUACUUGUCAAUCCUAACAACAGACUCAGCGUCUGGUAUUUGACAGCAUCAGUUUCCAAGCUAAAU
Mytilinidion resinicola is the source of this 1125-nucleotide messenger RNA. RefSeq names its product RPB5 subunit of DNA-directed RNA polymerase. Lineage: Eukaryota; Fungi; Ascomycota; Dothideomycetes; Mytilinidiales; Mytilinidiaceae. The record is from RefSeq and is a predicted model, not a curated record. Gene Ontology annotation, cellular component: RNA polymerase I complex; RNA polymerase II, core complex; RNA polymerase III complex. Gene Ontology annotation, biological process: DNA-templated transcription. Gene Ontology annotation, molecular function: DNA-directed RNA polymerase activity; DNA binding. The coding region runs from base 138 to 848 and encodes 236 amino acids. The transcript has 3 exons.